This is a messenger RNA of Myotis myotis, 5555 nucleotides long. It is a transcript of the gene PRKCB, whose product is annotated as protein kinase C beta. The record is from RefSeq and is a predicted model, not a curated record. Gene Ontology annotation, molecular function: ATP binding; zinc ion binding; diacylglycerol-dependent serine/threonine kinase activity. Bases 184 to 2205 code for a protein of 673 amino acids. The transcript is spliced from 17 exons. NCBI's taxonomy places the organism in Eukaryota, Metazoa, Chordata, Mammalia, Chiroptera, Vespertilionidae. Gene Ontology annotation, biological process: protein phosphorylation.
GCGCAGCUGGCCGAGCGCGGCAGCUGGCGAGUGACAGCCGCAGCUCCGAGCGCGCGGCCGCCCGAGCCGCGCAGGGAAGCGCCCCGGCUCGGCAGCAGCGGCCGCCUUCCCCGCGCCUCCCGGCCGCAGCCGGCGCCCCGCGCCCCGGUCGCCCCUCGCGGGCUCCCGCGCCCCGCGCGCAAGAUGGCUGACCCGGCUGCGGGGCCGCCGCCGGCCGAGGGCGAGGAGAGCACCGUGCGCUUCGCCCGCAAAGGCGCCCUCCGGCAGAAGAACGUGCACGAGGUGAAGAACCACAAAUUCACCGCCCGCUUCUUCAAGCAACCCACCUUCUGCAGCCACUGCACCGACUUCAUCUGGGGCUUCGGGAAGCAAGGGUUCCAGUGCCAAGUCUGCUGUUUUGUUGUGCACAAGCGGUGCCAUGAGUUUGUCACGUUCUCCUGCCCCGGCGCCGACAAGGGUCCAGCCUCUGAUGACCCCCGGAGCAAGCACAAGUUCAAGAUCCACACCUACUCCAGCCCCACCUUCUGUGACCACUGCGGGUCGCUGCUGUACGGACUCAUCCACCAGGGGAUGAAAUGUGACACCUGCAUGAUGAACGUCCACAAGCGCUGCGUGACGAACGUCCCCAGCCUCUGCGGCACGGACCACACGGAGCGCCGCGGCCGCAUCUACAUCCGGGCGCACAUCGAGGGGCCAGUCCUCACCGUCCUCGUAAGAGAUGCUAAAAACCUUGUCCCCAUGGACCCCAAUGGCUUGUCAGAUCCCUAUGUGAAACUGAAACUCAUUCCUGACCCAAAAAGUGAGAGCAAACAGAAGACCAAAACCAUCAAGUGCUCCCUCAACCCCGAGUGGAACGAGACAUUCAGAUUCCAGCUGAAGGAAUCGGACAAAGACCGGAGGCUGUCCGUGGAGAUUUGGGACUGGGAUCUGACCAGCCGGAACGACUUCAUGGGCUCCCUGUCGUUCGGGAUUUCUGAGCUGCAGAAGGCGGGGGUGGAUGGCUGGUUUAAGCUGCUGAGCCAGGAGGAGGGCGAGUACUUCAACGUGCCCGUGCCGCCGGAAGGAGGCGAAGGCAACGAGGAGCUGCGGCAGAAGUUUGAGAGGGCCAAGAUUGGCCAGACACCCAAGACUCCAGAAGAAAAAACUACCAACACCAUAGCCAAAUUUGACAACAAUGGGAACAGGGACCGGAUGAAGCUGAGUGAUUUUAACUUCCUGAUGGUGCUUGGGAAAGGCAGCUUUGGCAAGGUCAUGCUCUCCGAGCGGAAAGGCACGGACGAGCUCUACGCCGUGAAGAUCCUGAAGAAGGACGUGGUGAUCCAGGACGACGACGUGGAGUGCACCAUGGUGGAGAAGCGGGUGCUGGCCCUGCCCGGGAAGCCACCCUUCCUGACCCAGCUGCACUCCUGCUUCCAGACCAUGGACCGCCUGUACUUCGUGAUGGAAUACGUGAACGGCGGUGACCUCAUGUACCACAUCCAGCAGGUUGGCCGGUUUAAGGAGCCUCAUGCUGUAUUUUACGCUGCAGAAAUCGCCAUUGGCCUGUUCUUCUUACAGAGCAAGGGCAUCAUUUACCGCGACCUAAAACUUGACAACGUGAUGCUGGAUUCUGAGGGCCACAUCAAGAUCGCCGACUUUGGCAUGUGCAAGGAGAACAUCUGGGACGGGGUGACCACCAAGACGUUCUGCGGCACUCCGGACUACAUCGCCCCUGAGAUCAUUGCGUACCAGCCCUACGGGAAGUCGGUGGACUGGUGGGCAUUCGGAGUCCUGCUGUAUGAGAUGCUGGCCGGGCAGGCGCCCUUCGAAGGGGAGGAUGAGGAUGAACUCUUCCAGUCCAUCAUGGAGCACAACGUGGCUUACCCCAAGUCCAUGUCCAAGGAGGCUGUGGCCAUCUGCAAAGGGCUGAUGACCAAGCACCCGGGCAAACGUCUGGGCUGCGGGCCCGAAGGCGAGCGGGACAUCAAAGAGCACGCGUUCUUCCGGUAUAUUGACUGGGAGAAACUGGAAUGCAAAGAGAUUCAGCCCCCGUAUAAGCCAAAAGCCUGUGGGCGCAACGCUGAAAACUUCGACCGGUUUUUCACCCGCCAUCCACCCGUCCUCACACCUCCUGACCAGGAAGUCAUCAGGAAUAUUGACCAGUCAGAAUUCGAAGGAUUUUCCUUUGUUAACUCUGAAUUUUUAAAACCUGAAGUCAAGAGCUAAGUAGAUGUGUAGAUCUCCGUCCUUCGUUUCUGUCGUUCGAGCUCGACGGCCAUCAUGGUGACAUAUUUUUCAUUGCCAAGUUGCAUCCAUGUUUAUUUGCUGAUGAGACUAGAGUGACCAUGUCCUGGAACACAAAUGUCCUCAGGCAGUUUGGAGCGUCUCUACAAGAUGGGAUUAUGCAGAUGCCUGUCGAAAAGGCUGCAUAAUUAGCACAUUGUCGAAGUCCUCUCCCAGUUCCUCCUGCAUGCCUGUCAGGCAGAUCCAGUGGGGACAGAAAACGCCUGCUUUCUUUUCCUUUUUCUCUGCAUGGCCAUUUUUACACAUUCUCCCCCUCCAACCAUCCCAUCUAGAUUCUUCUGCCCAGUGAAUGGAUGGCCGGGUGCUAGUGGCCUGGCUGGUGUCCAAGGAUCUGGUUGCUUUGCCUUAGCAGGAAUUUCUCCAUUCUUUCUGGCUCGGGGGCACCACGAGCUCUGAAAAGAACGUGCUACAAAUAACAUUUUUGUUGUUUUUUUUUUUUUUACUCAAAGUUAAGAAGAUUGUCUAAGUCCUUUUAAAAAUUCCAAAACUGUGCUUUUACAAAGUUUCUAUCUAAAAGCACCUCAAGGGGUCAAAAGGCAACCAGCUUGGGUGCUACCUCAUUGCUGUCACCUCUGGUCCGAUGCGUCCCUGCUCACCCUCACCCCAAACUGCUUGGAAAGGGCAUUUGCACCAUUUCCUGAGAGACAUGGUCACUCUCGCACGGUCCCAGGACCAGGAUUCACAUCACAUUUCAAACUUUAUUUGCUUUGGGGCUUUAUUUCUGUUGUUGUUCAAAUGCAAAAACAAACAAAAAACAAUCAAAAAUACUCAUUUUGUUCCUACAUGCUUCGAAAAAUGUGUCCAAAUGUUACUGACCAUAGCGACCAGCUUGGGUCUACAAAGGAGGCUGCUCUGGGCGGCACAGGCUCCUGGGCAGUGGGUGGGGCUGGGGUGCAGCUGGCUUAAGUGCUCGGAGAAAGACGCCAUUUCUCGAUGUGGUUUCCCAAGAUGUCUGUGGAAAUGUCCAUUUGUGUCUGGAUGUGUCAUGUGCCAUUUUUCUUCUAGCAUUGAGAUGCAAUAGCGAACACAGGAGGAGAAAAGCUGUUUCACGGAAAAUGGCUUUGAAAAAUGUGGACCCAGGCUACAGAGGGGGCCUCCGAGGUUUCCGGACAGAGGAGCGAAACCCAGAGCUUAAUCUCAGCCCCGUGCUCAGCCAGGCAGAGGCCGAGGCUGUGGGCCUGUCACGGCCUCCUGGUGGCCUGGGGUGGGCCCUCUCAUGAUGUCAGAGCCCACAGCCCACAUUAGGGCCAGCUAGGAGCAUGGCCCAAGCGCUUUACUUUCUCAUCAAAAUCACUACUCCUCCCAACUUGGACUAGAUGUUCUCUGUAGCAAGCAGCUUUGUGAGGCCCCAGAAGCCCAAGGAAAGCCCGUGGGCAGGAGGAACCCCAUUUCUGUCUCACAGACGAGGACAGCAGUGGUUCUCCAUCCUUGCCUCCUGCCUCCGCUAUUCUCAGGCCUAAAGAGAAUUCUCAUCACCAGUUGAGUGGUUUCCGGAAGCUCCAGGGCUUCUAAGAGACCAUCAAGGGAACUUGACAAACAUCCUUGCAGUCAGACUUCUCGUCUUUAGGGCAACCUGCCCUUCAUCCCUCUCUGCCUCUCGCCGCUGCUCGCAGCCGGCUGUGGGCCUCCCGGCGGCUGCCUGCGGUAGCCAUCUAGACCUCGGGGAAGGCAAACGUGAGUCCCAGAGGGAUAUUGGGGAGGUGAGAGGAGGGAAAUGGGGCAGAACCCCCUCCUUAGCUGCGGGGGAAACCACCUGCAGGGAGGAAGUGACCUGCCCAGGGUCAGCCAGCUGGGACGCAAACCCGGUUCCUGACACUCAGCACAAGACGCUUUCUCCCUGUGACUGGCAUCUGAGCAACGCCCACCCGCAGGCAGGUUAGCGGAGGUCCGUCCUAUGGCUGUUGGGUGACCAGCCUUUCCUGGAUCUGCUCUCAGGAGGGAAAAAACCAUGAGAAGCACUGGGUGGCUGACCAAGGACCCGAGACAACUUUAGAGACCAGUGCAGCCAGGCAGCCAGGUGGGGGUGGGGUGGAGAGGUGAUAAUCAGGUAGAUGGGAGAAUACAGUGCGCAUGUCCACUGCUCCACAUGUCCCCACUUGCUGCCAUCAUUUCCCAGACGUUUGAUAGCGUGCAGAAAUAUGAACUCCAGCCCAAGCCUCUGUUGCCCUAGGCCCUGGCCGAGGCCGGCAGGGAGCCUGUGGGAGCCAGGCCCUGAGUCAGAGCCUGCGGUUCCUUCUUCCAUCAACACUUCCGUGUAAGGAGCCCGGGAGGCGAGCCUUCCACAUACAGCAUCUUCGCAAAUUGAUCCGGGAAGAAAGCUAUUAGUUCAUUUUCCCAUCGUGCAUGUAUUCUGCCCUCCAUGCAUUCACCCAGCCAUCAUUUAUUGAGCACCGACUGUAUACCAGGCCUGCGCUGGGUGCCAGGAGCACCGUGGGGAAGCGCAGGAUGCCAUCCAGGAGGGCAGUCUUGACGCAGUCAUUGAACGCAUGCUGUCAUCAAAGGAUAGCCGUCCCUGGGUUGGUCAGGGAAGGCUUCUGGUAAGAAAGACAAAGUCCUCACAGGUCUUCGGGUUAGGCUUCUCUGUAGACCGCGGUUUGAGCAGACAGAGCGGCGCAGCAGCGCCCCUGGAGCCGGGCUUCUGGGACAGCCCUAAAGUGCGUGGGCGGGAAGGGAGGCAGGGCAGCUGGGGUGGGUUUCCUUCUAGAAGGCCAACAGCACUGUCCGUGCUCAAACAAACACGGGUCACGGGACUUGAACCAGUGGACACCGUAGGGACGAGGACCUGGAUUUCUGCUCAGUUCUGAGUCCCGAGGCUCACUCAGAGUCCCUUCCUGGCCCUCGGGGAACGCUGCCCCACAGCACGCAGCCCUGGCUGCACUCGGCCUGGCGCCUCUAGAUGACACAGCCCGAGAUUUUCCAAAAGAACUAAAACGCGGGGAGAAUGAACAACUAAGCAAGGAAAGCCAAGGAACCCUAAACAUGUCAGCCAUGACUAGCUGUCUCCCGGGAUCUAAGACCCGCUUGUCAUUCCUGAGACUUCUUACCCUGCCCUCUUCUAAGAUAGGAAGGCCCACGGUCACCGUGACUUGGGAAGGUAAGGCAGGCCAGUGGAUUCGUAACCCCCCUCGGUGAGCGAGACUUUCUCGUGGGGCCGCGAGCCUGUCAGCUCGGGAAUUGUCCCAACAGAGAGGCCGGCUCCCUCCCAGCUUGUAGGCUGAAACCCAGGGGUGUUGUCGAUGGAGAUCUGCCCUGGGACAACGUGCAUAUGGAAG